This is a messenger RNA of Jaculus jaculus (lesser Egyptian jerboa), 2148 nucleotides long. RefSeq names its product IQ motif containing H (gene Iqch). The transcript is spliced from 14 exons. Gene Ontology annotation, molecular function: protein binding. The record is from RefSeq and is a predicted model, not a curated record. Lineage: Eukaryota; Metazoa; Chordata; Mammalia; Rodentia; Dipodidae. The coding region runs from base 19 to 2148 and encodes 709 amino acids.
UCCACCGUCUCCAACCUCAUGGUCCUGCCAUCUUCUCACCGCACUGGUCCCUACUUUACUCCCUUACCAGUCCUGCAAAAGGAUGCCAGCAAAGGGAUUUUAAGUAUGAUAGAACGAGGGCUGAUUCCCCCAACAGCAAGGAUCACCUUCCAGAACCCACCCAUUAAGCCCAAAGCAAUUCCUUUACAUAGCUUCGAUGAACCACGGAGGAUUCCACCUACAGUGAUCUGCUCUCGUGAAAAGCAGAGAGGGAAGCUGGAGAGUGGCACCGCGCAGAUGAAUCUUGCUGUGCGCCAGAGUCGGCGGCUACCUGCUCCCUGCAGACCUCCACCUUUUAACACCCAGAUUUACCUCUUCCUCAAGAGAUUUUCCAUGUGGGGAAAAAGCAGAAGGUCAAGAGGAUAUCUUGAGAAGAAGAUCUUGAAAGUCUCUACAGGAUCAAAGGCUGCAAAAACACCGUGGGAACAUGACUUUUUUAUACAUGAGGGCACCAUAGACAUGUCAGCUCCAGACUUCAAAGCGUUCAAGACGCACUACAAACUAACCUGGGGCAGCAUUUUUUCCCUCUUGGAGCACAUAGAGAACUAUCUCAGGGAUUAUGCCAUACCAGAAGUCAAAAUAAAAGGGAGGAAUUUGGUGGCCUUCCUCCCCGAAUUUGAGCUGAAGAAUAAACUUUCCAAAUAUGACCUCCUCUCCUUGCUGGAUAACCCGCUUCACAUUCAGAUGCUGCUGAACAGUCCAGGACAGAGAUACAAGGGCCAGAACGGGAGGUCGGUGGCAGCCAUCAAGAUCCAAGCCAUGUGGAAAUGCUACCGGGCGAGAAAGCACUUCCUGUGCUACCGCCAGCAGAAGUGGGCAUCGGGCGUGAUUGCCCUGGCGUGGCUCUUACACUGCCACAGGGCCCGGGUGAAGAGGAUCCUGCAGGAAGCCAGGCAGAGACACCUGCAAAAUUUCCGCAUCCGAGCCAAGCAUCUGGCAGCCAACUGGAAUCGCAUCAGGACCUCCAGGAGGACUAUUAUCCAUAUCCCAUCAUUAGGGUACACCCAGCCUGUGCGAAAAGUUAUCACCGAUUUCAACAUACAGCAGAACAUGCAGCUGGGGAGACUGUGUGAUAUCAUAGAUGCCAAUGUGAAUGUCAUCUACGUCUGCUCCCACUCUAUGAAUGAAGAGUUAAGACAGUAUUACAACAAACUCCUGAGUCUACAUGCAGCUGUCAAAUCGGGGAACACUGAGGACAGAAGUGACCUGCAAAACAGGUUCAAAAUUAUCACCCCUGAAGCUGUAAACAUCUUCACUAUGAUAGAGCAACUGAGCCAGCUGGUGACCGACCACCUACAGAUCCAACGAUGGGUCUUCAAAAUGGACAUGGAAUUCGGAGGAAAUGGGACAGCCUUUUGUGACAUCCCUGCCCACCUACAGUGCUACAACUGGGUGUUAAAGGAGAGCAAGAGGUACGGCCGUGAAGACUGGAGCAAGAAGUGGGCACAAGAGUCAGCCCUGGUGAAGAUCUCCGAGGAGCUGGCGGGCAUUUUAGCACAGCACGCGCAGCCAGUCAACAAGAAACGCUUCCCGACGUGGAGGAAAUUCCUCCAGACGUUUCUUUCUCAAGGGGGCGUGAUCGAGGCGUUCCCACCUGCGGAAAGCGUCACCAACCUCACGGUGGACAUGUUGAUAGAGCCCAAUGGAGAAAUCAAAGUGCUCUCAACCGGGGACCAGCUUCACUCCGAAGGCCCCUUCAUUGCCUCCGGUACCACCAUGCCUCAGACCUCAGUGGAUCCCCAAGUUCUCAGUUCGUUGUGUUUCCAGAUUGGAACCGCCUGCAGAAGCAAAGACGUGGUUGGUUACUUUUCUAUCGACCUGGUGACUUUCAUCAAUCCAGGAACCUUGGAACAGCAAAUAUGGGUAACAGGUCUCAGCCUCUCCUACAGUGACCAGCUGGCCAUGACUCAGCUCACCCUGUACCUGACAAAUGGCCAUCUGGACUGCAGCCUGAGCAUUCUGGAAGUUCCUCACUUUGCUCAGAGGAAAGACAAGACUCGCCCCAGCAUGCCAGCCACAUCUCCGAACAAUCGGUGUGGAUCUCCAGGGGGUCCUCAUGACCUUUGCUCGCAAUCUCUUCAUCAUCCAUCAAGAAAUAUCAGCACCUAA